This is a messenger RNA of Aspergillus homomorphus CBS 101889, 2043 nucleotides long. RefSeq lists its product as uncharacterized. The transcript has 3 exons. Gene Ontology annotation, molecular function: glycosyltransferase activity. The record is from RefSeq and is a predicted model, not a curated record. NCBI's taxonomy places the organism in Eukaryota, Fungi, Ascomycota, Eurotiomycetes, Eurotiales, Aspergillaceae. Bases 30 to 1946 code for a protein of 638 amino acids. Gene Ontology annotation, cellular component: membrane.
UUGAUCGUCAUCUAAUUGUUACAACCACAAUGACACUCCGACUGCGGCGGCUUCUCCCCGCCAUUGUCAUAAUUGCAAUUAUCUACACCUUCCACCACACCUUCAUCUCCUCCUCCCCUCCUCCGAUCCAUUCCGUCCCUUCCGAUUGCGCCCUCCCCCCCAUAUACAAUGACGUCCUCGUUAUCCUGAAAACCGGCAUCACCGAAGCCCGCGACAAGGUGCCUCCGCACCUAACCACCACCCUGCGCUGCAUCCCCAAUUACAUGAUCUACUCCGACUACGCCGAGCCCCUGUCGCCGACCGUCUUCUCCCAAGAUAUCCUAGGCCCGUACAUCUCCAGCGCCACGAAAGCCACCAACCCAGACUUCUCCCUAUACAACCGCGUCCGGCUCGCCGGUCACUCAGGCCUCACACCCGCCGACCUGGUCGCGGACGUCAACACGCCGAUCGGCAAACCCAACAACCCAGGCUGGAAGCUGGACAAGUGGAAGUUCCUGCCGAUGGUGGACGGAGCGCUGGCCGCCCGCCCGGAGGCCAAAUGGUUCGUCUUCAUGGAAGCCGACACCUACCUCCUGUGGGCCAACCUGGCCGCCUGGCUGGCUCGCUUCGACCCUCGCAAGCCCUGGUACCUGGGGAACCAGAUGCAGAUCGUCGACGCGCUGUUCGCGCACGGUGGCUCCGGCUUCGUGCUCUCCCGGCCCGCGAUGGAGAUGGCGCGCGAUCUGCGCGCCCAGAGCGAGGAUGGCUGGGAGACGGCCGUCGAUGCCCACUGGGCCGGCGACUGUCUGCUGGGGAUUCUCCUCGAGAGCUGCGGCGUGAGUCUAACCUGGAGCUGGCCCAUGCUGCAGAUCGCGCCGCCCGGCGAGGUGGAUUUCUUUGCGACCGGGUUCGAUAUGGGGCGGUUGUGGUGCUACCCUGCCGUCUCGUUUCAUCAUUUGGAAGGCGAGGAGGAUCUUCGUGGCUUGGAUCGGUUGGAGAAGGGCUGGGUGGCUGAUGGGUAUGCGGGUAAGGUCAUGGUUUACCGGGAUGUAUUUUGGCGGAUUGUUUGGGGGCAGAUCCAGUCGGUGAAGCAAGGGUGGGACAAUCUGGCUGCGGACGAGGACCUCGGUCGCGCCGGCAGCGUCGACGAGUGUAGGGAGAUGUGUGUCCAUGAGGCGCUGUGUCUGGCGUAUCGGUUUGCGCCCGCGGAUGAGACGUGUUGGAGUGGCCGCGGGAUGCAGUUGGGGAAGAAGGCGGAGGGGUUUACGUCCGGGUGGAUGACGCACAGGAUUCAGGCGGUCGCGGAGAGUUUGGGGCAAUGUGACGAGAUUAGCUGGUGGUUUCCUCCUCCCCCUGCUGCUCCGCCUGCUGCUGCUGCUGCUGCUGCGCUUGUUGAUCCUCCAGCGAUACUCGCCCAGGAUCAGCUCCCGCCCCGCCGCGAAGUCGAACGCGCGCAGCACAUCUACCCGGAACUGGACGGUCGGACGGUUGUUGUCGGACGCCAAUCGGACGGCGCCAGUGACGCUGUAGCGGAAGCGACCCAGGGCGAGAAACCAGUCCCAGUCUUCGUCGCUGGUGGUGGCGUAAUCGUGCCAGAAGCUACUGAACAGCACGGUGGUGCGCGCACCGGCGACCAGAUCCUGGGCGGCCAGCCGCGCCUUGAAAGUGACCAGCGUUUGUACCUCCUCGUAGAAGCGGGGGAUCGCCGCCAGCAACUCGUCCGGCGAGAUGCUGGCGUCCGUGCCGGUGUUACCCAGGUAGUGUUGCAGGUAGUGGGCAAAAUGCGGCAGUUGCUGCUGUUGCGCCGUGUGCGCCAGGGCGUAGAAGCGGGUUUUCGCGGCGUGGUCGGCUGCUGUCGCCAACUGCGAUUUCCAUGGGAAUUCAUCGGCGUGCGAGGAGGGAGGAGGAUCAUGCGGUGGAGGGGGCAGACUGAUGCCCAUGCAGGAGGCCGUGAUGGCAUGGAUUAACACACAGAGAAGCAGCCAUAUCCGCAUGGUUGGGGUGGUACAAGUUGUGCUGGUGAUGUAGCGUAUGCGGGGACAGACAAACGAGAUAGGCAGCAGG